This is a messenger RNA of Colletotrichum phormii, 2496 nucleotides long. RefSeq names its product peptidase family M3. The transcript has 3 exons. Bases 191 to 2305 code for a protein of 704 amino acids. The record is from RefSeq and is a predicted model, not a curated record. NCBI's taxonomy places the organism in Eukaryota, Fungi, Ascomycota, Sordariomycetes, Glomerellales, Glomerellaceae. Gene Ontology annotation, biological process: peptide metabolic process; proteolysis. Gene Ontology annotation, molecular function: metalloendopeptidase activity. Gene Ontology annotation, cellular component: mitochondrial intermembrane space.
GUCCUCCAAGCGUCCCCUCCUCUCCCUUACCUUCUUCCUCAUAUUUCUCCUCACAGCUCUCAUCCUGGCGGCCCCAAGAGCAGUCCCGAGAAUUACUUCUCUCUUUGCACAGCUGCGCUUCAAACCAGUCCAGCUACCCCUCGUCGCCACUCCAUCUCUAUCGACAUACCGACCCUUGGUGACCGCCGCCAUGACUGUCCCCGACAAAUACAAGUCGCCGCCCCAGGCGCCCCCGGUCUUCACCGGCACCAAGGAGUCCAUCGUUGGCGACUCCAAGAAGAUCUGCGACCAGACUCGCGCGCUUCUCGACAAGCUCGUUGCCGACUACCCCGCCGACAAGGUUACCUUCGAGAAUGUGAUGAAGCCCAUCGCCAAAGACGAGAACGAGAGCGGGCUGUCGACACGCAUCCUCGGCUUCUACCAAUAUGUCUCGAGCGACGCCGCCCUGCGCGAGGCUUCGACCCAAGCCGAUACCAUCAUGGACGAGUUCUCGAUCGAGGUGAACAUGAGGGAGGAUGUCUACAAGCUUAUUGAGGCUCUCCAUCAGCGCAAAGACGCCGAGGGUCUGGACCCCGAGAGCUUGAGGUUGCUGGAGAAGGACUACAAGAACUACAUCAAGAUGGGUCUGGGUCUGCCCGCUGGGCCCCAACGUGACCGCUUCAAGGAGAUCAAGAAGCGUCUCAGUCAGAUCCAGAUCGAGUUCACAAAGAACCUGAACGAGGAGAACGGCGGCAUCUGGUUUUCAAAGGAGGAGCUCGAUGGUGUUUCAGAGGACGUCCUCGACGGUCUUGAGAAGGGCACUGGCGAGAACGAGGGCAAGCUCAAGCUUUCCUUCAAGUACCCCGACCUCUUCCCGACUCUCAAGUUCGCCAAGAACCCCGAGACGAGACGCAAGGUCUUCAUCCAGAACGAGAACAAGUGCAACCAGAACGUUCCCCUCUUCCAGGAGGCCAUCAUUCUCCGUGAUGAGGCCGCCCGCAUGCUCGGCUACCCCAACCACGCUGCCCUGCGCAUCGAGGACAAGAUGGCCAAGACCACCAAGACCGUCAACGACUUCUUGGGCGAUCUUCGCUCUCGCCUCACCGCCGGUGGUGCUAAGGAAGUCGAGCACCUCCAGGAGCUCAAGAAGGCUGACACCGACGCCCGCGGCGUUGAGAACGAUGGCAACUACUACCUGUGGGACCACAAGUUCUACGACCGUUUGAUGAUUGAGAAGGAAUACAGCAUCGACGAGAACAAGAUCGCCGAGUACUUCCCCAUUACUUCGACGAUUGCUGGUAUGCUCAAGAUCUUUGAAGAGCUCCUUGGUUUCGUCUUUGUUGAGCUCAAGCCCGAGGACCGCAAGGCCCUCAGCCCUACAGGCAAGGGUGAGGAUAUCGCAUGGCACGAGGAUGUCAUCAUUUUCAGUGUAUGGGACGAUGCUUCCGAGGGAGAAGGAUUCGUCGGCUACCUAUACCUUGACUUGCACCCUCGCCAGGGCAAGUACGGCCACGCUGCCAACUUCAACUUGCAGCCCGGUUACCUGCAAGCCAACGGCUCGCGCAGAUACCCUGCCACCGCUCUGGUCUGCAACUUCAGCAAGCCCACGCCCAAGAAGCCCUCGCUUCUCAAGCACGACGAGGUAGUCACCCUCUUCCACGAGCUCGGCCACGGUAUCCACGACCUUGCCGGCCGCUGCACAUACAGCCGUUUCCACGGCACCAGCACCGUCAGAGACUUCGUUGAGGCGCCGUCGCAGAUGUUGGAGAACUGGUGCUGGACUCCCAGUGUUAUCAAGGCGCUGUCUCAACACUACGAAACUGGCGAGAAGAUUCCCGAUGACCUCAUCGAGAAGCAGAUCUCCACCAAGCACGUCAACGCUGCUCUCUUCAACCUGCGUCAGCUCCACUUCGGUACUUUCGACAUGACCGUUCACACCCCUGAGAGCCAUGAGGCGAUCAAGAACCUGGACUUGUCGGCGACCUACAACGAGCUUCGCGGCCAGAUUGCUGGCAUCAAGGGCCCCGAAGCUCAGGGCGAGAAGAGCACCUGGGGCAACGGACAAGCCUGCUUCGGCCACCUGAUUGGCGGCUACGAUGCCGGCUACUACGGCUACCUCUCAUCCGAGGUCUACUCUACCGAUAUGUUCUACUCCGUCUUCAAGGCCGACCCCAUGAACGGCAAGGAGGGCCGCCGCUACAGACACACCGUCUUGGAGAAGGGUGGCAGCCAGGAGGAGAUGUUGACCCUGGAGCAGUUCCUUGGACGCAAGCCUAGCACCGAAGCCUUCUACAAGGAGUUGGGCAUCCCUCAAUCGCGACUGUGAUCAACCCCAGGACGCUCGCCUCCUAAAAUAAAAUUAACAAUAACUUUCAAAGGCAUUUGACGUUCGGUUCUGUGUAGUGAAUGUUGUUGAGCCAUGUGAGAGGAAUGGACGUGCGGUGUCAAGCCUGAGUGCUUCCUGUGAGUCGGAUUGACCUGGAUAUGAUGAUGUAAAAGAUUGCCCAUUCACUAACU